GUUAAUUGAGACAAUAACAAAAUGGAAGGCGUUUUGUGGAAGUGGACGAAUUAUUUAUCAGGAUGGCAACCACGAUGGUUUGUUCUAGAUAAUGGAAUAUUAUCGUAUUAUAAAUCACAGGAAGAUGUCAACAAUGGUUGUAAAGGAUCAAUUAAAAUGUCUGCUUGUGACAUCUCAGUUCAUCAGACGGACCACUCUCGUAUCGAUCUGAUUAUUCCUGGAGAACAGAGAUAUUACGUUAAAGCUGCUAAUUCCCAGGAACGACAAGAAUGGUUGGUGGCACUCGGAUCAUCAAAAGCAGCGUUCAACAGUUCACACAACCGACCAGAAUCAGGAGAAUUAUCACCUGAUAUUAUUAAAUCCAAGAAAUCGGAGUUACGUUUGUACUGUGAUUUCCUCAUGCAACAAGUGCAUUCCGUGAAACAAAUCGUAAAAGCAGAAAACGGUCCCCCUGAUGAAGAGAAAUUAACAGAAGCGUCUCACCUGUUAGGGGCUACUUGUGACACUUUUAUCCAGACAUUAGAAGAUUGUAUGAAGCUGGUUAGUACAAUGCCUGUUUAUGAAAUGCCCCAUCAACAUGUUACAGACUCGGCUAUUCCACCCUCACCCUCUCAUGGCCGUGUUAGAAGGUCAAGUUCUAACAAGAGUCAAACAUCCAGACCUAACUCAGUAGAAAAACAAAUACCUAAUCGCAGAUCAUCAAGUAGUUCUACAGAGGGGGCACCACCACCACCACUGUCUUCAUCAACUCGACCACGCACAGUUUCCGAUGUUUCUCAUUCAGAAACGACCAUAAGUGAACAUUCCACCAAAGAAAUCCCCCGAACGCGAACAUCUUUAUCGGAAUCUAACGUAAUUCCAGAACAACCCACUGAAACUCUAGUCACAAAGAAAGUGAAUUCCUCCACUGUACAGUUACCUCCCUUGUCUGUAAAUAGUUCCGAAGACAUGGAGUCGCCCGAAGAUUUUCAAGAUGCCAUUGAUCCUAAAUUACCAACAUUCUUUUCAAGUUUAGAAAAAAGUUUUUCAGAUCUAGAUUUAACCACACCAGAUGGUAUUAUAGUACCAGAUUUUCUGUCAGCGUGUCAAUGUAUUAUUCCCUUGUUUGAUAAGUUAAAUGGAACAGCCUUUGCUCCUGUAAAAAUGGAUUUUGCCGGAAAUAUCAGAAAAAUGAGACAGAAGUAUUCAACCGAUCCAGCCAAAUUUGAAACGUUACAGAAAAUGGUUUUAUCUGAAGUACAGGCUAAACAACAUACAAACUCAAACUCGGCUACCGUCGCAUUGCUCUGGAUGAAAAGAGGAUUAGAAUUUAUUCGUGAGAUAUUACGUGAGAUUAAUAGCGGAGAGAUGGAUCUAACUCUGUGUGCUAGCAACGCUUACAAUAGAACUUUAAAAAACUAUCAUGGUUGGGUUGUACGAGGAGUGUUUGCCGUGGCAACCAAGGCGUUACCAUAUCGUGAAGUGUUUUUAGCACAGUUGGCUACAGAAGAUUGCGAUACCCAGGGUCAGAUUUAUGCUCAUUCCGUUCAAGAGGAUAUCGAGAGCUACGUUAAAGGCCUGAACAACACAAUCAAAGUCAUUGAUCAUUUUUACAAGUCAAAUAAUCUGGAUGAUCAAGAACAAAUCUAAGCUUGCUAUCGUCACUAAUUCUGUUAUACUACUGUAACUAGGGUAUCGUGCUCUUUAAGUGGGAGUUUCUGUAUUUACUAUUUAGUUUCAGACCACUGUAGUCUGUGAAGUGCUCAACACUGCUCUGGAAAAUGAACAGUUGUAAGUCCAACAGUCAUAUAAGUUUAAAUUACGAGACAGUUUCUGUAUUUAAUGUUUUGUGAUUAACAGACUAAUUAAUUACUCAUCACGACUCGCGAAAGUAAACAGUUAUAAACCCAACACAUUAUCUAAUCUAGACAGACCAUUUAAACUAUACAACAGUAGAAACCAAAUGGUUUUCACAUAUUCUCAAUAAAUUUGAAUAAUUGGCCAACAAUGGUUUGAAACUAAACAUUAAAAUUGCAAUUUCAUAUUUUUAAGUUAUAUUUUUAAAAUGUAUUAAAAUAAAGCCUUAAAAUAGAUGGUAUCUAUAAACAGUCCUGCCUUGUUAAAGAAUAAUCCUAUUAAUCCUAUAAUUCACUAUUGCCAGUUGAGAAAUUGGCAAAAAUAUCAUUUUUCUCUUCAAAUUCAAACGUUUGAAGAUAACUACUCCAUGGUGGAGAAUAGAAAACAAGGGAGGUAAUUUGGAGGUAAUUGUGUUAUUAUUUCCGGUGUAAAUGAGUUUUAAGUGUGAGAAUGACACCUAAAAUGUAUGAUCGUAUAAUAGUGAGUUGACAACCUAUUGAGCAAAAGACAUAGAAAUAAUUAUGUUUUGACUUUCUUAGAAAAUAUGAAAUUGUAACUUUAAAUGCAGAAACUCUUGGUAAAACAGCAUUAUUAAACGAUACCCAAGUUGUAGUGUCAAUGCAUUUAAAAGUUUUAUGUUUGUUAAUUGUUAAAGAAAAUUUUACGUGAUUUAGUCCCACACAGAGACAGAUGAUAUUGUAAGUUUUGAUUUGUUCAAAACUGGGGGGAAAUCUAUGUUUAUUUAAAUUAGGUCGGUCAGCGUAUGUAGGUCACAGCGAUAAUUUCAGAUUUAGAAUAACCUUAAUUUUCAUGCACGACACUGAAAGCUGAUCAAAUUAACAAAACAUAAUAAAAGACAAGCACCCUAACUGGAUAAAUAAGUCUACUCACUGUUUCCAGUAUUUCCAUGAUUAACAGUAUUAUACAAACUGUACUAAAGAUUUAAAUCAAGAACUGGUCAUUCUUCUUAUAUAAAAUAGUUCAAAAAUAGAUAACGAAAACUGAGGUCUGUCCUUGAGUCAACUGGCAUGGUCUUGAUUCCCUGAUUGUACUUGACAAGGAGUAGGGUCGCCUGUAGAAACUCAGAAGUUUUCUCUGGGUCCUCCCGCUGCGGAAGACUCCUAUGUGCAAGCAAAUUAUUGGAAUAAGAUUGAACCAUUUGUUAGUCUCGAAAUGACCUGGUUUAUCUCUUAAUUCCUUUGUUUUCCAUCAGUAAACUGGGUAUGAACUUCAUGGAAUUAUUUGAUGUCAAUUUUCACACCACAUUGAAUUGUAACUUAGGUUAUAUACAUUUGUCAUUUUCAUAUAUGGUAUGUCAAGUUUGAAUUCAUUUAUUUGUUUUAGGUCACAAUUUUAUUGAGUAGCAGUAAGUGAUUGAAUAUGAUAACAGAUAUAAAAUGAAAUGAAAUUGUGUUUAAGGUCCUACUUUUUUACAUUAAUCAGGCUAAUCAACACUGGUGUCAAGGGGGGAGGCUAUCCGAAAAUUUUUGUUCUGAAAUGUUAAAGCUGUUGUAUUGAAAAUAGUACAAGUAGUUAGAAAAUGUAAUAAAGGAGGGAAAAUUAACAUUAAAAAAAAGUUGUUGCCAGGGUAACUCAUUUUGGGGGAAAAAAUUAUGAAAAACGUAGGUACGCUAUAUCUCUGUAACUAAUUCAGAUAUCUUCACCAAAUUUGCAGGUUAUAUAAACUAAUAUCUCCCACAGAAUCAGACAGAAAGCAAUUUGAAUUAUCAUUAAUAUUAUAAAAGUUAUCAAAAUAUUUCUCCAAAGGCAAAAUAUUGUAGUGAGGCAAAUGUUUUAAACAUCAUUUUCCAAGAAACUAUAAAAAUUAUAGAGAAAAACUCUUUGUCUGGUUUUAGGGUUAUCAUUAAAGAAUAAGCAGUCCAAAAAUGAGACAUUUAUCUUCAUUAUUAUCAGAGAUAUGUGGUGUACCUACGUUUUUCAUACUUUUUCCAAACAAAUGUGUUACCCUGGCAACAACUUUUAUUUUUUUUUUUUUAAUAUUAGUUUUCCCUUGUUUAUUACAUUUCCUAACUACUUGUGCCAUUUUCAAUUCAAUAGCUUUAGAAUUUCAGAAAACAUUUUUCGGGUAGCCUCACCCCUCAAGUCUCUCUCUCUCACUCUAUGGAAAAGUAAAAUAUUAAACCCAAUUUCAUUAUUUUUUUUUAAUCAAAUCAAUAAUUUACCUCGAUGACUCGAUUUCCUAGCCCUAAGAGCAGAUAAAAUUAGAAAUUAUAAUCAUAUCAAGGACAGUAUUUUGUAAACUUUGUUGAACUGAAGAGUAUAAGGAACAUAGCAAAUUAUGCAUUUAUUAUAAAAUAUGUUUUGUUGACUGUAUUUAAUAAGCUUUGAUUCUAUUAUAAAUUUAAUUUAAAUGGAAGAGAAUUACUAAUAUGAUAUUUAUUAAACUUUAGAGACAUUAACUGAUCAUUUCCCUUUAAUUAGCUUUAAUCAAACAAUUAAAACAUGGAUAUCUGUAAAAUAAAUAUGCUGAAAUUAAAACUGGGAAGUGUGUAGGAAAUACGGUGAAAUUCCACCUGAAAUGUUGUAGAAAAUACAGUGAAAUUCCACGUGGGAUAUUUGUAGAAAAUGCGGUGAAAUUCCACCUGGUUUGUCUGUAGAAAAUAUAAAUUAUUAUUAUGGGAUAGAUAUAUUAUCUGGUGCAAUAUUUAUAGCGGAAUAUUUUAUCGUAUAUAUAUAGGUGAGAUUAAAUGAACUGAUGUGGGAAAUAUAGCUCUAUUUUACUAAUUGUAAUAAGUAGUACCCAUUAUAAACACAGCGGGGGGG
Molecule: messenger RNA, 4620 nt
Organism: Patella vulgata (common limpet)
Lineage: Eukaryota; Metazoa; Mollusca; Gastropoda; Patellidae
Product: pleckstrin homology domain-containing family A member 3
Exons: 12
Coding region: 22-1629 (535 amino acids)
Biological process (GO): ceramide transport; intermembrane lipid transfer
Cellular component (GO): membrane; cytoplasm; cytosol
Molecular function (GO): ceramide 1-phosphate transfer activity; ceramide 1-phosphate binding
Source: RefSeq, a predicted model, not a curated record